CGCACGGUCGAGGCUCACGGAUGGCCGGCAGACUGAAUCGCACAGACGAUGAGCAGAGCGGGGUGAGCAGCAGAUCAUCUCCUCGUUCCGUAUCUAUACCUCUUCUUCCAUCUCCAUCUCCAUCGAUCGGUGUGAUCAUCGGCCAUCUGCUGCACCCUUUUGCUGCCUUGGUAGUGGCCCUGGGCGCACAUAUACUCCUAUCGGCCCGCCGUGCCUGGCCCUGGCGCUGAACUUCAUUGCCGCCUGACGUGGCCCCUCUUGGCAAUCCCAGCGGCCUUCAUCAUCCUCGGUAGCCCGGACAUCAAUUCUACCCCUUCCCUCUCUCCAUCAUUGGCUUAGCACCUCCUACAAGCCAGUCAGCCAACCAUGGCCAACGUCACUGGCAACCCUCUUAGUCUCUACGAGGCAGAAUGCCCCGCAGGUCUCGGAAGUACUGCAUGUGGUCAGGCCACCUGCGACUCUCCCUUUCUCACCCCUGACACUCGUACCGUCAAGCCAGCAGCUGAUAAGACCUGCUCUACCUGCACGACAGGCUUCGAGGGCUUCAACUGUAAUAUAUGCUCUUCUGCACCCGGAUCAUGUGCAGCAGCUCGAGCUGCUGUGGGAGCCAAGGCUACUUUGCCGCUGGGUAGCACCAUCGUGGAUCCUACCUACAAUGGCUCGUACACCUACUCCAGUGAUGCUCUUGUCUGCCACAAGCAGCCUGACACGAUCACCACCACAUACGUCAACUGUGAUAUCCAGCAGCCGACCCUGUCCAGCCUGUUCGGCGGAGCCAACUUCACAAUGACUCUCAUCAAGGUGGCCCAGCCAGACAACACUAGCAUGACGGGUCUGCCUUCUUGGACAGGGGCGCAAGGUGGUACCACUCUUUCGCAGGUCUGGCUGGAUGGUCAAGAGCAAUUCUACUGCCAAUCCACGGGCUGCACUUCCAGCAACUCCUCGAGCCCCAUCGGAUCCACUGCCUCCACGGUCAACAACGCCACUGCUGCCUUGGGUUCAAACGUCUGGUCUUGCGAGACGACAGAGUGCCAUUGCGCGGCCAACUCAACAUUCUGUGGAAGUGGAGCCACCGUGGGCGUCAAUCUUGGAAACGUCAUUACUAGUCUAAGCGGAACUCUUGUGAUGCCAUGCAAUUACGUUGACUCGGCUAGUGGAGAUGCUUCUGGCAAUUGUCAAUUUCAGAGCCAGAUGAUCGAAGGCAUCCUGGGUUCGAAUGGCAUACCUUUGGUCAAUUGCCAAUUCGGCUCGUGUGUCUCAGAGUCGCAGCAAAACUACUAUUAUCGGGUUCAGGAAGACUUGAAAGGCUCCUCGUCGAAUUCCGGAACCCACCUCAGCGGACCAGUCAAGGGCGCCAUUGCAGUCCUCGCCGUCAUUGUCGCCGCUCUGUUGGGCUUCCUCGUCUGGGGCUUCCUCGGCCGUCGUCGGGCCAAGUCUGUUCCAAGGCGAGAGGAUGGAGGACCCCCAGUGGGAAUCAGCUGGGAACACAUCAGCUAUGUCAUUGAUGGGCACAAGAGCGCCCGUGGCAAGCUCGGCGGCCGCUUCUCUCGAUCUCACAGUGGUAGCGCAGAGGAAGGCGCGGCUGUUGCCGCUGUUGACUCUACCGAAUUCGGCGCUUCUCCGAGCCACGGUGGCGCUACCUCCCAUGCACACAAGGACCACACUAUCCUACGUGAUGUUUCGGGACACGCACCCGCUGGUCACCUCAUCGCAGUUCUCGGUCCUUCUGGUGCUGGUAAGACGACUUUGGUUGAGCUUCUUGCUGGUCGAGACAAGAUGGGCAAGAUGACUGGUGAUGUCAAGCUGCAAAGUGGUCCCAUGGCUGGUGGGCAUGGCCCAUCGAGCGAGAAGUCCUCGAUGGAAGCCGUACAUGAUUUCUCGGCUGAGGCAUCAGGUCGCCGCCUCAUUGCCUUUGUUGAUCAAGAGGACCAGCUGCCUGAAUUUUCUACCGUUCGUGAAGCUCUUGCAUUCGCUGCUGAGCUUUCUUUGCCAGAGAAUGUGACAUCGGAAGAAAAGGCCAAUAUCGUCGAGGCGACAUUGAACACCCUGGGUUUGGACGCCAUCAAGGACCGACUGAUUGGAUCUCGUCGUCACCGAGGAAUCUCCGGAGGAGAGAAGCGCCGAGUCUCUAUCGGUAUCGCACUCGUGGCACGACCUCGCAUCUUGGUGCUCGACGAGCCCCUGUCCGGGCUAGAUGCGUACAAUGCUGCUAGAGUCAUUGCCGCACUGCGUGCCCUGGCCUACAAGGGAGACGGGUCUACCACUGUCAUUAUGACUCUGCACCAGCCCUCCUCGGACAUCUUCUACAAGUUUGAUCGAAGCAUCUUCCUCGCAAAGGGCAAGACAUUCUACGAUGGCGCUCCAGAUGAGGCGCUACAGUGGUGCGCUCAACAGAACCGGGCAUGCCCCCCUGGCUACAAUGUGGCCGAUCAUCUGCUAUACAUGAGCUCCGAAGGUUCUCGACAGGGAGUUUCGCAGCGCAGCGGAGGUAAACAGGCCCAUGGCUCUCCUUACGGUGGUCUUGGACAGGAAUCAGGAUCUCCUGCUGCAUCUGCGCUAUCUUCUGGAGGAGAAAAGCGGUCGGUGGAUCAGGAGGGCACCACCAUCAAUGCUGCACCACUGCGGGGCUCGGCCACGUCCACUACCUGGUUCACCCAGUCCCUUGCAAUUUCGCGACGGUACCUCCGCAACAUCACUCGCGACUCAGCAGGUCCCAUUGCCCACCUAGGUGUGCACAUCGCCGUGGGUCUCUUUGUCGGAGGCGCCUUCUUCAAGGUGCAGAAGACCAUUGGCGGCUUUCAGAAUCGCAUCGGCUCCAUCUUCUUCCUCUACACUCUCAUGCUCUUUGCCUCACUGUCGGCCAUUACGUACAUGGCCUCGGUAAGGGCUUUGAUGGUCAGGGAGAGGGCCGAUGGGCUGUACUCGGCCUUUGCCUGGCUGGCGGCACAUCUGCUCUACGACCUGCUGCUGCUCCGCAUCGUGCCUGGCAUCUGCUUGUCCAUCAUCGUCUACUUCAUGGUCGGCCUCAAGGCAGAAGUUGCAAACUUCUUUGAGUUCCUGCUCAUCUCGGUCAUCUUCUACAUCGUCGUCUCCUUAUACAUGAUGACUCUCGGCGCCGUCUUCGAAGACCUGAGCAUCGCCGUCCUGCUAGGAGGCGGGUUUGUCCUCUUCAAUAUUGGCUUUGCUGGGUUCAUGCUCAACCUCAACACUCUCCCUGACGUGGUGAAAUGGGUGCAAUGGAUCUCUCCAAUGAAGUAUGCUCUCGAAGCUGUGACCAUCAACGAGAUCAAUGGCUUGACCAUUGAGGACUCCCUCAGUGGCGUACCCUUCGACGUGCCUGCAUCUUCCAUCGCAAACAGCCUCUUUGGCUUGACCGGCUCCUACUACCGCGAUUUGCUGGUCUUGGCACUGGCCUUCACCCUCGGCUUUGCUGCCAUCCUGACCCUGGCUGUCUGGCAGAAGAUGAGAGACGGGCGAUGAGCUCCGAAGUACGCUCAGCUCUGCCCUAUAUUCUCCCGGUUGUGAUAUCGUCAUUGAUAGUCUGUGCUUGGUGUCACCUCCUUUUCUGUAUCUUUACUCUUGUGUCAGUCUCAAUCUACACUGUCUCUCUCC
This is a messenger RNA of Microstroma glucosiphilum, 3612 nucleotides long. RefSeq lists its product as hypothetical. The record is from RefSeq and is a predicted model, not a curated record. The transcript is spliced from 3 exons. NCBI's taxonomy places the organism in Eukaryota, Fungi, Basidiomycota, Exobasidiomycetes, Microstromatales, Microstromataceae. Gene Ontology annotation, cellular component: membrane. Gene Ontology annotation, molecular function: ATP hydrolysis activity; ATP binding; ABC-type transporter activity. The coding region runs from base 367 to 3480 and encodes 1037 amino acids.